Molecule: messenger RNA, 875 nt
Organism: Sesamum indicum (sesame)
Lineage: Eukaryota; Viridiplantae; Streptophyta; Magnoliopsida; Lamiales; Pedaliaceae
Product: NADH dehydrogenase [ubiquinone] 1 alpha subcomplex subunit 13-B
Cellular component (GO): respiratory chain complex I
Source: RefSeq, a predicted model, not a curated record
CCGUGGCUCCUCCGGAAAGCGCAAGUCGAGCAAAGCCGAAGUACCGAAAGAUCCACUUAAAAUCGGUAGAAACUGUAGGCGAAUUGUAGAAGCGGUCACAGUAGAAGAAUAGCUCCCUCCUCUCUCUCUUUCCGCAGUCUCAUUUCCAGUUUAUACUCUCUUCUGUGUGUACAGCCUGACGGGAAAAUUAACGGUAAAUUCAGCCAAAAAGGAGAAUGACGGAGGCGGUGAUAAGGAAGAAGGCGGGAAUGGCGAGCGUGAAGGAUAUGCCGGUCCUGCAGGAUGGUCCGCCGCCGGGAGGUUUUGCGCCGGUCCGAUUCGCACGGAGGAUCCCGAACAAGGGCCCGAGUGCGAUGGCAAUUUUUCUAGCCGCUUUUGGUGCCUUCUCGUGGGGGAUGUACCAGGUUGGCAAAGGGAACAAGAUCCGGAGGGCAUUGAAGGAAGAAAAAUAUGCUGCUCGGAGGGCCAUAUUACCUAUACUUCAAGCCGAAGAGGAUGAAAGAUUUGUCAAAGAAUGGAAGAAGUAUCUCGAGGAAGAGGCAAGAAUAAUGAAAGAUGUGCCAGGUUGGAAAGUGGGUGAAAGUGUUUACCACUCAGGAAGAUGGAUGCCUCCGGCAACUGGGGAGCUCCGUCCUGACAUCUGGUAACUUCAUGGUCCUUUCAUCACUUUCUGGCCUAUGCAAUCCGGCAAAAACAUUUUUCUUUCCUGCAAAACUUCAUGUCCCUUGGGAUUGCUUCCUUUUUUCAAAUAAGAAGAUGAUGUUGAAAAAUCUUUGUGCUUUGUAUCCACAACGGUUUGGUAGUUGUUCGUUAUAUGGUCAUAUUGAUAUUGUUCCUGGUGCUUUUGGCUAUUAAUAACGUCCAUAUUAAUAAUA